Messenger RNA from Callorhinchus milii (elephant shark), 1366 nucleotides. It is a transcript of the gene endog, whose product is annotated as endonuclease G. Gene Ontology annotation, biological process: apoptotic DNA fragmentation. Gene Ontology annotation, cellular component: mitochondrial inner membrane; nucleus. Gene Ontology annotation, molecular function: nucleic acid binding; RNA endonuclease activity; metal ion binding. The coding region runs from base 87 to 1025 and encodes 312 amino acids. The transcript has 3 exons. Lineage: Eukaryota; Metazoa; Chordata; Chondrichthyes; Chimaeriformes; Callorhinchidae. The record is from RefSeq and is a predicted model, not a curated record.
CUACUUUUGGGCUCGUGUUUCAUGACCAUUGGGCUACAAAAGUCCUGUCGCUCUCUCUCCGCUGUGUACGAGCUGUGGCCGCCGCUAUGCGCCGCGUCGCCUCCUCCCGGUGGCUGUUGGCCGGAGCCUCGGCAGCUGUCGGUGCCGCACUGGGAGUCGGUUUAACCCAACGCCUCGGACGGACCCCGACCUCAGCUACAGCCCCGGUCCCGGACGGAUGGCUCCCGGUGCUCCCGGUGCUCCCGGUACCGGCCGCGGAGGGCGAGGCCGAGGCCCGGAGCCGCGGUCAGAGCCCCUCCGCCCGGAUCGCCAAGUACGGGUUCCCGGGGCUCAGCCACGUGCGGUCGCGGGAGUCCUACCUGUUGGGCUAUGACCCGCGGACCCGCACCGCGCAGUGGGUGUUGGAGCGGUUGGACGGUCGGUCGAGCGGCGGCGGCGGCGGCGGCGGCGGCGCGGAUCGCAGUCGGUGUGAGUUCAGGGAGGACGGUUCCCUGCACCGGUAUCACCGCGGCACGAACGGCGACUUCAAGCGCAGCGGCUUCGACCGCGGACACCUGGCGGCCGCCGCCAACCACCGGCACAGCCCGAGCGCCAUGAGCGACACCUUCUACCUCAGCAACGUGGUCCCUCAGAAUCCUAAUUUGAAUCAAAAUGCCUGGAACAACCUUGAGAAGUACUGUCGGAGCCUAACCAAGUUUAACAAGAAUGUGUAUGUCUGUACGGGACCCCUCUUCCUGCCCAGGGCAGAAUCUGAUGGAAAGAUGUACGUGAAGUAUCAGGUGAUUGGGAAGAAUAACAUAGCAGUCCCCACACACAUGUUUAAAGUUCUCAUAUUAGAAAAAUACAACGGAGAAAUCGAACUGAGAUCGUAUGUGAUGCCAAACCAACCUGUGGACCCGGACACUCGCCUGGAUCACUUCCUGGUACCAAUUGAAAGCAUUGAACGUGCCUCCGGCCUCCUGUUUGUCAGUAACAUCAUGAAACAAACAAAUAAUGUGAAGGUCAUAACCGCAGGCGGUAGUUGAGGAAGGGAGUGUUUCGGUGGAUUUGUCAGAGCAGAAAAGUAACAUUAAUUGUAAGGUAAACAUUUUCUGUACACAAAGAACUGUUAGUCCCUGUUCCAUAACAGCGAUAUGAGGAGGAGCUGAAACAAUCCGUCAGAGAUGCAUUUCGCCUCCUCACUCAAUCCAUCCAUCCGUUACAGAUGAUGUGACUGAACCUGGUGACAGAUCAUCAUCUGCCAUGAAAAUGAUGGCGCUCACACUCACACACACUCUCAUACUUACACACACUGAUCCUCGGGACAGUCUAAAUGCAGUUAAACACUUGUACUGAAUACAAUGAAGUAACUUCUAAGCACAAUGAU